UCUUCUGAGCAUCGAUUUCUUGUUUCUCUGUUUUUCGGCGUCUUUUUUUUUUUUUUUCGCUUGUCCUUUGAUCCCUCUCUUACUGCCUCAUAUUCACCCUGAUUGCUGAGCUGUGUCAUCUUAAAAUGGACCGUCUCAAGCGUCUUUUCUCUAAAAAGAACAAAGCCAAAGCUCCUCGUGAGCAUUCAUCUAGAUCAUUUGCUAACGUGUGGUGGUCUGUCCCCCAGUCCGAUGACACCAAGGUCUGUGUUGUCAUGGUCGGCCUCCCGGCCAGAGGCAAGAGUCUGAUCGCUGGCAAAGCUUUACGUUACCUGGCUUGGGUUGGUAUCCCUGCUCGCAUCUUCAAUGUGGGCACCUACCGCCGCCAGGAUACCCCUCAGCCAAAUGCAACCUUUUUCGACCCUCGUAACCCGGAGGGCGAACGCAUGCGACGUGCCGCGGCCGAAGCUGCGGUUUCUGACAUGCUGCGUUGGUUCAAGCAAGAAGACGGUAUCGUGGCGAUCUUGGAUGCCACUAACUCUACUCAAGACAGACGUCGCUGGAUUCACGAACGUUGUCUUGCUGCCGGUGUCGAAACUCUCUUCGUGGAAUCCAUUUGUGAUGACGAGGAACUGAUCAUGAAUAAUAUCCUGGAGGUCAAAACCACCUCGCCUGACUACAAGGGCCAGGAUCCCGAGGUCGCGGCCCAGGACUUUCGUAACCGCAUCCGCAAUUAUGAAAUGGCCUACGAGACUAUCGGUGGCUCCGAAAAGUCCUACACCUACGUCAAACUCAUCAACGUCAGUUCCACGGUGAUCAUCAAUCAGAUCAAGGACUAUCUUUCGAGCAGACUGGUGUAUUAUAUCCAGAACCUUCACAUCAAGCCUCGCUCCAUCUGGCUGUCACGUCACGGAGAGUCCGAGUUUAACCUGACCGGAAAAAUUGGAGGUGAUUCAAUGCUGUCCGAGCGUGGCCAGGCGUACUCGCGUGCUCUGCCCGGCCUGCUGAAGAAGUCGGGCGUGCCCCCCAACACCAAGAUUGUCAUCUGGACCUCUACCCUGCGUCGCACCAUUCAGACCGCCAAGCCUCUCGAACAGGAGACUGGGUUUGAAAAGCUUGAGUGGAAGGCUCUGGACGAGCUCGAUUCCGGUGUGUGUGAUGGUCUCACUUAUGAAGAGAUCGCCAAAAUGUAUCCCGAUGAUUUUAUCGCUCGCGACGAAGAUAAGUACAACUAUCGCUACCGCGGGGGCGAGUCUUACCGGGAUGUCGUGAUCCGCCUGGAACCCAUCAUCAUGGAGCUGGAACGCAGCGAGAACGUCAUUAUCGUCACCCACCAGGCCGUGCUGCGUUGCAUCUACUCAUAUUUCCUGAACGUCCCCCAGGAGAAAAGCCCUUGGAUGGAGGUGCCGCUCCACACCCUCAUCAAACUGACUCCUCGUGCCUACGGUACCGAAGAGCAGCGCUUCAAAGCCGAUAUUCCUGCUGUGUCCACUUGGCGCGCCAAGGGCACUUCGGCCAAACACCAGGAGUUCCCAACCGGUGCCACUGCUGCCCACUAAAAAAGGGUUUCUCUCACCGUUACCUAUGAUUCCCCCAUUUUCCGAUCCAAAUGCUCUUUUGACUACCCCCCAACCACCUCGCCGCUCUUCAUUGUUUACAGCUAGCGUGCUUCAUCGCUCCUGCAAGCCGUCCCUACAGACCUCUUGCUUGCCAUAUUUCCGCCAAUGUCUGAUAAUUGU
Messenger RNA from Penicilliopsis zonata CBS 506.65, 1718 nucleotides. RefSeq lists its product as hypothetical. The transcript has 3 exons. Gene Ontology annotation, molecular function: ATP binding; fructose-2,6-bisphosphate 2-phosphatase activity; 6-phosphofructo-2-kinase activity. The record is from RefSeq and is a predicted model, not a curated record. Lineage: Eukaryota; Fungi; Ascomycota; Eurotiomycetes; Eurotiales; Aspergillaceae. Gene Ontology annotation, cellular component: cytosol. Gene Ontology annotation, biological process: fructose metabolic process; fructose 2,6-bisphosphate metabolic process. Bases 126 to 1538 code for a protein of 470 amino acids.